Messenger RNA from Corythoichthys intestinalis (scribbled pipefish), 12236 nucleotides. It is a transcript of the gene arid5b, whose product is annotated as AT-rich interaction domain 5B. Gene Ontology annotation, cellular component: nucleus. NCBI's taxonomy places the organism in Eukaryota, Metazoa, Chordata, Actinopteri, Syngnathiformes, Syngnathidae. Gene Ontology annotation, biological process: regulation of transcription by RNA polymerase II. Gene Ontology annotation, molecular function: transcription cis-regulatory region binding. The transcript is spliced from 10 exons. Bases 187 to 3594 code for a protein of 1135 amino acids. The record is from RefSeq and is a predicted model, not a curated record.
UCUGCUUUUUACCCCGCUUUUAACCUUCGCCCCCGCUUUGCCCCUCCACGCUCUCGUUUGGCGUCUUAAACGCCUUACCGCGGCCAAACUUUGACAUUUAUCGUCCGUUCGGCGUCGGUCGCAUCCGUGUCAAACGUCGUCUUUUAACGGCUAUUAAUAGCUUAGCAUGCGGGGAAAACAAAACAGAUGAGCUGGGUGGGCUCGUCUUGCGGCUUACACGGACCCUAUGUAUUCUACAAAGCCUUUAAAUUCGCGAGCCGGGACGCCGAGGCUCGGAUCCUGUCGCUGGGGGACUUUUUCUUGGUGCGCUGCAAGCCGGACGAGCCCGUGUGUGUCGCCGAGCUGCAGCUUCUCUGGGAGGAGAGGACGAGCAGGCAACUUUUGUCCAGCUCCAAACUUUAUUUCCUACCAGAGGACACUCCCCAUGGACGCGAUGUCUCCCACGGAGAGCAUGAAGUGAUUGCCGUGUCAGAGAAGGUGAUCGUGCGCCUCCAGGACUUGGUCAAAUGGACGGUGCCAAACUUCUCAGAAUGGACCCAUGGUCUAAAGGCGGAGCCCCUCAAGGCCUCGGUGCUGCGUGAGCUGGGGACCAACGGACGGCGUGAGGCCCUUCACCGUUACCGUGAGAGUACACUCACCAGUGGACUCAACUUCAAGGACGUCCAGCGGGAACGGGCACGCCUUGGCCAGGAAGAGGACGGCAGGAAGGUACUGGUCCUUAGCUACCCGCAGUACUGCCGCUACCGCUCGGUGCUUGUCCGACUCAGGGAACAGCCCACCUCUCUCCUCCUCAACCACACGGUGUUGGCACUGGGUGGCAUCGCGGCGCUGGGUGGCAACACCCGGAUUCUGUAUUGCCGUGACACCUUUGAGCAUCCCACGCUGCUGCAGAACGAGAGCAUCUGUGACCAGUUUGCUCCCAACUUGAAGGGACGUCCCCGCAAGAAGAAGCUGUCUAUCUCGCAGAGGAGGGACUCCCAUGGCUGCAUCACAGUGACAGCUCUGGACCCCAAUAGCCUGGAGACCAAAACUCACAAGGUCAAAGCGAGCUGUAAAGCGUUAGCCAAUGGCAAGUUGAGUUCCGGAAAGCUUAGUUCCAGCACCAAACAUAAAGCCAGUGUUGGUCUAAGCAGGAAGCUUGUGGCACCUGAAGAAAUGCAGCGACUGAAGGAGAUGGUAGAGGAAAGGAGCGAGCAGGAGGAGAACAGGCAUCCAUCUUCCUUGGCCUCCCUGCAACUAGAGGAGGAGGAGGCAACCAUAGCUGCAAUUGUGGCGUCGUCAUCCUUAUCGGAGGAAAGUAGGGAGGAUGAGCAGGCCUUCCUGGUCGAGCUCUAUAAGUACAUGAAGAAGAGGGACACACCAAUCGAAAGGAUCCCCUUCCUUGGCUUCAAACAGAUCAACCUCUGGACCAUGUUUCAAGCGGCUCAGAAGCUUGGAGGAUAUGAGCUGAUCACGGUCCGCAGGCAAUGGAAGCACGUGUACGACGAGCUGGGCGGCAACCCGAGCAGCACCAGUGCCGCCACGUGCACGCGGAGGCACUAUGAGAGGCUUCUCCUCCCGUAUGAGAGGCACCUCAAAGGCGAGCAAGACAAGCCCCUACCCCUGACCAAACCCCGCAACCAUGAGAAGGCCACGUCCGCCAAAGCCAAAGGUGCUGGGGUCAAGAAAGCCAAGGGCUCGAGCGGUGCCAAGCAGGCCAGAAAGGAGCGCGUGGAGGCGGCCAAAGCCCAGCAGGAAUCACAGGAUUCCAAGGUCAAAGGGGAAGUGACCACAAAGCUUGAACUGCCAGCUGUGGAUGAACCCAUCAUCAUCGAGGAGGAGGAGGAGGAGCUUCACGUCACACUUAAGAAGGAAGAGUCAUUAGCAGGGGAGAUGCCCACGCCAAUGUGCUUCAAAGAGGCUGACUCCAGCAGGGCCCCGCUGGCCACUCGGCCCCUCCAUGCUGGAGCCCAGCCGGAGUGGCGGAAGAUCAGUGAGGUCCUUCAAACCGCCAAGACUGAGGUGCACCUGGUCACCAAAAGCACCUACUUGCCUCACCUGUGGGACCAGAACAAACCCCCCGGACAUUUUGCGCUGCCCGAGUCCUCCUCUCGGGACAAAGACUCCUCGGAUAGUCACGGUGGAAGAGUAGGCAAGGUGUUAUCCAUGUGUAAACAAGAUAGGCAAUCCAUAGACUUGAGUACAGAUUCUUUCCCGGAGAAGGAAGACUACGGGGUGAUCCAAAAAGAUAGCCCCGCACAAAUGGCUGCCUACUGCAAAACUGGCCAAGGCGUCAUGUCCCCUCUGGCCAAAAAGAAGCUCCUCUCUCAAGUGUGUGAGUCUACGUCCUUCUCAUUUGUAUCUUCUCUCCAGCCUCCUAUUGCUCCCGAGAGAGAGACUGAAAAGAGGAAAAGCGAGGAGGACGGCCAGAGGCAACACGCGUCUGACAAUGUCCCAGAGGCGGCGCCAAUCUUCAGGCCAUCGGUCAUUCAUCAUGCGCAGAGCAGCAAGCCUCAGCAGGAGAGGAGCGUCAGCCACAUCCUGCCGCCUCACGUUAGUGCCCCAUGGCAGCCAUAUCUCACCAGGACGAAGGACCGUGAUGCUGUGGAGAACACCUCAGAAAAGCUUCUCCAGUCUCGGAGCUUUGCAGGGGACUGUUACUCGUCCCCACACCUGCACAGUCUGUACAGACAAACUGAGAAUUGCCUGAGCCAGGACCGAAUUGCCGGAUACUCCAACGGAGAGCGACAGGAGCGCUUUGUCCGGGACCGCGAGGGGGAGCAGGGUUUCGUUUGCUGUGGCCUGGAGAAAGAAGGCCUGGCUUACAGAUCGCACUACAGUGACGAAGCGCAGACUCGAGGGGAGAGUAGAGAGGCUGAGGAUCAACCCAGGGACUUCACCAUUUCCAAACCACUUUCUCAGAGGGUGUCCACAGUCUCCAAACCUUCCUUUUGCGGUCUCCCUUACUCAAUCGUGCACCAGGGCUUGGACUCGCACCCUAAGGGGUGCAGAGUUCCCGCCAUGACAGUCUCACCUCCCAAGCAGGACCCAUCUCCAACCUUUCCGAAUCCCAAGUCUUUAUCUGAAUCAUCCCUCGCCAGCCCCGUCCGACCGAGCAAACGGAGUGUCGGGGAGGCGGAGAUUGAGGAGGCACCAGAGAGGAAGGUCCGUGUGGUGACGCCCAUCCACCCUGCUUCUGCCGUUCGACGGAGCGACCCAGAGGAACUGAAACCUGCCGAGCCGGCCCAUGCCGUUCACCUCAACAACCACCCGCCCGAGGGCCACCCCGCCACCACCUACACCCUGUCUCAUGCCGCACCCCUCUACGCCGGCAUGUACCCGCCCGGCAGUCUUGUGUCACAGAACAGACUCCAGCAGCACCCUGGCCUGCAGUACCUAAAGAGCCAGUCGGCAGUGUCCCCACUCGUUCCCCCCUUAGCCUUUCACUCCAUGAUGCUCCACAGGCAGCUUCUGGCCUCCGCCCCCAGCCCGCACCACUUCUUCAGGCACCCUGGCGGAGCAGCCCUUUAUGGGGACCUGUUGCACCAACUGUACCCGCUCUCCACCCUGCCCCAACCACAGCUGUCCUCAGUACACCCCAGCACUAGACUGUGAGAGGCACCCGGUUUAUCAUAUUCCCUUAUUUCCUCUUGCCAAGCAUAGAUAGGGGCUCAGUCGUACGAUGAGUCCAGAUAGAGGGACGAUGACUGAUUGUAAAAUUUUAUCUGUGAGACAGACUGAGAAUUCCAUUAGUUUAUACAUUUGUUUAUAUACUUUGCACUGUUCUGUAUUUCUAUUACCACUUACUGUAUCUUUUUGUUUGUAUCCUUAUUUGCACAAUUCUGACAUGGAUGUGCUCACUUUUGGUUUUGACUCUGUCGGCGGGAGUCGGGAAGCCGCGCCGUUUUUGUUUACUGCGUCUGAGGGCUAAUACUGUGUCGCUUGAAACACUACAACAGGAACCUAUGUAUAAAAGAAUCACCAAAAUGUGUUAUCGGUCCUGUGGUUCCAGUUUUUUUCAUGCCCUUAAAUUGUGCGGUCCUGAUGGACGAUAACGAAGGUAAUUGGUAUCCUUUUGAUAUAUUAAAGAAAACCCCAUAAUUAUCACUUAAGUGAGUUGAACCUCACAAAAUUCAUAAUAAUUGAUUGAUAAGUUAAACUCAUCCACUGCCACUGGUAGUAUCUAUGUGGUAUAGAUAUAUAUUAGGGUGGGACUCGAUUUCAAAAUGUAAUGUGAUUAAAUAGCGACUUGUAGUUAAUAGCAUUUUUAUCUGAACACUUUUUUUGUCACAUAUUUUUUUUAUUUUAGACAAACUGAAUAUACAGUGGUAGCUCUACAUACAAAGUUAAUUUAUUCCAGGACCUUGUUUGUAAGUCGAAAUGGUCAUAUUUCGAGCAGGAUAUUACCAUAAGAAUACAUUAUAAUUCCAUUAAUUCGUUCCACAGCCUGAAAACCUACACCAAAUCCUUAAUAAUGGGGUGGCGUGGCUCAGUGGUAGAGUAGUUGUCCCCCAACCCAGAGGUUGUGGGUUCACUUCUCCGCCCUGAUGAACUCGUCUAAGUGUCCUUGAGCAAGACACUUAACCCCACGUUGCUCCUGGUGCUGUGUCACCAGUAGGUGGAUGGCGAGAUGGUGUAAAGCGCUUUGAGCGCCUUGAAAGGUGGAAAAGCGCUAUAAAAGUAUAACACCAUUCACCACCACCAUAAUAAAUGCUGCUGGUAGUAUUGCAAAUAGAAUUUAAAUAAAGCAAAACAAAUAAAUUAUGAAUAAAAAUCGGAAUAAUAGUAUAAUAAUAGUAAUAAUAAUACCUGUAAUAAUGUAACGAAUCAGGUUCUAACGUGGCGGAUGUGUUUUGCGUGGUGUACCUGAAUGCACCGCGUGGCUGACUUCACACAGUGAGGGAGGACAUUACUUUCACUUUGUUCAACUGCAGCGGACAGUAAGCAUGUUGUGUUGCACAAGUUCUGAAAUAAAUGUGUUAGGAUUUGCGGAAUUGAGGGGAUCCCUGAGCAAACACAGGCACGGUGUAGCAAUGAACAAAAUACUUUAUUUGUAUCCAAAAUAAGAUGGUGGAGCUUUCUGGUAAUUAUAGUAAGCGUAAGGGGAAGCUUGGGAAGGUGGCGGACGUAAAAUCCGAUGAGGGUCGCACAAAAACAGGACCUGGGGCGAGAACAAAUAUGUCGUGAGCCGGUGAUCAGUGAAUUCAAAAAGGAAUGUGAAAUACAACUGACGUAGAAAACACACAUUGAACGGGUGUUGGCGACGUCCACUGCUUUUAAGGAUGGCUUAUUGUCAUAGCCAUUGAUUGAUUGAUUGAUUGAAUUUUAUUUCGAAAACAUGCAUCACAUUAUGGAUAUACAAGAAUACAAACAAAACAUAAGAUUCGAAAAGGAGUAGGAAGAAGUAAAAACUUAUACCUGUGGCUGCUCCACCUGUCUGACAUCCAACCAGCAAUCAGAAUAAAAACACGCACACCUACCCAAGGUGGGCCAGGCCACAGGAGGGAGUGACAGAGGCCCUAACAAUAUGAUUAAAAACCUGACGAAGCUGGCGAUAUUUGUUAAAUAAUAAUUGUCACCUUAACUUAUAAAGGCUGGCGAACAGAGGUCGAAGGAGGACCGUCGAGAUCGUAGACAUUCUACAGCUGUAUUGUCGUGCCAGUUUAUGGACGUGCACACCAUGCUCAUAUUUUUCUAUCAUUUCCAUCUUCAUUUCAAUGGUAAGCCUCACCUUUUUCCUUUUUUAACCACUUGCACUAACAUUCUUGGAACCCAUGUUGAUUUCCCCCACAAGAAAAUCCGCCGUGCGUCCGUCUUCCGGGAAAACAAACUGUGGCGCUGUCAUAAAUCUCGUACUUCUAGCAUGUCAUCGCGGGUAGAAACAAAUGGCUAGUCAAAUUUUACGUCUGAUGUCAAAAAGAUCGUGUGUCGAAGCAAUCGUAUGUCGAGGUACCACUGUAUCCUUGGGUAAAAUUGAAAAGACAAAACAAAACAUAGUGUGCUCGCAGUAUUCAAGUUAUUAGAAAAAAUGGCACAUGUUUUGAAGCGCUCGGAAAACUGUCCUGAUGUUUGAAGAUUUUAGUGCAAAAAAAUAUAUAUAAUAAUAAGUAUAAUUACCGUCAGAAGUCCAAUGAUCCCUCAUCAGAGCCACAAAUUGUGUUUUGUGCAAUGCAUCCAAUAUUUUAUUCUUUAUUUCGUCGAGUUUUUUCUAUUAUCUUUCUGCAAGGCAGUUUCAAAGUCUGAUCACUUGUAGCACAGUUGCUAGCCCUGCUCAUUUUUUACCACUGGUAGUGGCCUACAGUCAAGAGGUAUACAAAAUUUUGAGGUGUGUAUUUAAUAUUUCUGUUCAUCAAGCCAGUUAUUCCAUCUAGUUUAGUGCCGACAACUCAGAUUGCUGGCAGGACCACUCGCGGUUAUUAGCUUCUGUGCUCGCAGAUAUGUGCUUUACUAUAAGACUGCCGUGUAGAGUUUAAGUGCUGCGGUGAUAUGCAAUUCUUUGUUGCACAAUUUGCAAAGUAUGACACAUUUAUAAAUUCUAUCGAUUAUUUUACUGAAAACAAACUUUCCCUUGACGUGUUAAAGUCCCACCCAUUAUACAUACAUAGAGGAAAGCUGGCAGUGAAUGAGUUAAAACUAUAGAAACAAGUGGUUACCAUAUUUGGAAAGGAGACAUUUGAUUUGAGAAGAGACAGGAGAAACUGGGCUGUUGCAGCCAAGCAGAGAUUGUGGAGCUACACUGCUAAGCUAAUGUUAGCCUGCAUGUUGUAAUGGUUGAAUCUACUCGACCAGUAAGUGGAAGUGGCUUUACCCCUGGACAGUAACAAUACCAGGUAGUAAAAUGGCUGUGUUUUAAUUCAGGGUCUGCACUGCACCAUGGACUGCUCCAAACAUAAAAAUUCCUAUCUCUAAAUGCCAUUAGCCAUUUUGAACCAAUUCAUAAGAUACACCGCUAUCCUUUGCAUGCUGCUGCUGCUCCUAGAAGGAAGGACAACAUCUUUAUCAUGUGCAUUGUAGCUGCAAGAAUCUUGGACAUUGGUAGAUUUAAAAACCCCGCAAUCCUUUGCAUGCUGCUGCUGCUGCUCCUAGAAGGACAGACAACAACUUUAUCAUGUGCAUUGUAGCUGUAAGAAUCUUGUACAUUGCUAGAUUAAAAAAAGAAGAAAAAAAAACAAACAAACAAAAAUUUCUUCUGAUGUGCAAUAGCAGAGAAAACGUAAAGGAAAGCUGGAAUUUACAGAAAGUGACUGCAGACAUUUUCUCAAUUCCAUUACUAUUUUAGCCAAUCAAAUAUCAGUAUUCCAGAUUACCUUCCUCGUGACAUAAGUAAUACCCUUAGUCUCAUGCACUUAAGUUAGAGUAUCAGUUUUUAAAUGCUUGGGUAUAACAAAUGUCACAAAAUGGCUGCGCUCGGAAGCGGUGUAAUUUUUUUUUUGUCCAACAGUGUUUUCCCAUUACCAGAGGUCAGAUGAAUUUGCAGUUUAAAUACCAACUGGCUCUUACAUGAAGGUUAUUUAUAAUACUGUUGACUCUCCUGGCGACAUACACGAAAAUGUUCAAUGAACGAUUCAAAUUUCAACGCCAACACCAUUUACGUUAAACUUCAAAAACCCAGAUUUAAUCAAAAUAAGUGUUAAUGCUGAGUGAUGAAUAGCUGUCAUUCACUUUGGGUAUGCUGUAAAAACUUUCAAAUGUUUGAGGUUCAAAUGUUGCUCCCCAAAUUCAUAAAAUCUUAUGUUUCUAUAAAUCUGACAGCAGCUGCAGAACCUGAAUCAAGACACAGCCAAGAUUUUUCUCCCAAUGGAAAACUCAGAAAACUCCGUAGAUACCACGCAGUAGGGUGCAUUGACAAAUGUAAUCAGUAGAGGUGCUGUUGGACAAGAUGUCCAAAUCCAUUUCACAAGAAUGAAUGUGGCUUUGUUUGAUUUUUUUUUUCUUAUUAGGAAAGAAUGCAUCAAGCGUCCAUGGACCGUAGCAACUGGUUGCGCCAGCGUAAUGAAACAGCUGAAUGCUGUGGAACGCGCCUCCUUGCCAAUCAGAAUUUCACUUAUAUCAUUCAAGACUUGAAACACAUUUUACAGUCAAAACACGCGGAGAAAAAGAUUCACUGUAUGUUUUUUUGGGGGGUUUUUUUCCCAUAAGAAUGUUGUCAAUUAGGGCGCUUUGCAAGCAUCUGUGCCUUUUGCCCGUCUCGCGUUACUAUUAGUACUAAAUCAUGGGUGAAGCAGUCGUUAGGAAUUAGUUCUGUACCGUAUGGAGUGCACUCGAGCCACCACACGUGAUUGCUUAAGUGCAAAGUUUGUAAAUACAUUUUUUCUCACGAACAUGCAGAUAUCAAUCAAUUUACAGUGUCAGUCAUUGAAACUUUGAAGGUGACAGACAUAUAAGAAAUGUUGUAUACAGUUUUAUGUACUUCUCAGGUUUGAAAGAAAAUACCUUGUCAUUGAAAAUGCAAUGUAAACAGAUACACUGCACUAAAGGACAAAGUGGAACUGGUGAUAAAGUGCUGCAGCCAUGAGUGAAAAUACAAAUGUGGCUUUUAUUUCAUCUUAAUUUGUGCUCUUCAAAUUACUUCAUCACAAUUUCCUAGCACUACUUAUUUGCACGAGACAACAUUAGCCCUCAAAACAGGCCAAACUUGCUUUAUUCUUGACUGCCCAACUAUUUUGACAGUGUGCAAUUUGAUUGUCUCCGGUAAGAUGCAGUUUACGCAUUCUAUAAUUAGCAGAACUUUUUUUUCUGUUUCGUUAACCACUAGAUUUGCAAUUUGGCACAGACUGCAUAUGGAACGGUUUUAGUACUUAUUCAAGGUCACAGACAUCAAGCCUCAUGUCCUCACUAGUAAGACAAUGGUUUUCCCCACUGAUGAUAUUUCUGCAUAUUAUUUGAAAAACUACGUUAUUUUCAAGGCAAAACUGUACUCUAAUUGUAAUCUUUGCUCUACUAGUGAAAGCUUGUUAAGAUAGAUGUCAAGAUUCUUAAUGUUUAUAUUUCAUCUAUACAAAUAUCACCAAGUGGUGGAAAAAAUGUCGCUGGUAGAUUUCUACGAGUGUGCUUAAUUGUGUCACCACUAAUGACAAAGAGCACACUAGAAAAAGGGCCUUGAAAGAUAUUGAAUAAAUUCUGAAAGGGCUUUCCAUACUUAUGUGGUAAAUUACCCAACGAACAAGCACUGUAUGUGGUGGCUCUAGUACGCAAGAAAAAAAAAAUACAUGGGCUGGUUUCACCUUCACCCUUUGCUUCACUUCUGUUGUCUUCUGUGUAAAAAAGAAAAGUUAAAAAAAAUAAUAAUAAUAAUAGCACUGUAGAUAGCGCGCCACCUUCGUCUGAGAGUGGUGGUUAUCAAAAAACUGGUAUAAUCUGUAAAUAGCAUAAAAGGCAGUAUAUAUGUAUGAGAGAAGAAAAAAUGUCGGUUACACACAAUCUAGCCUCUAAAAAAACACUACAUUUUGGAAUUAAGGUUUAGGAUUGAAUUUUCAUUUGUUAUUGGUUCUUUUUUUUUUUUUGUGCAUCCUCAGUGUUUUUUGAUACAGUAGCCAUCUGUUUACCAAUCAGCCGGCUGGCAAGGGAGACAAAAAAAUAAAAAAAGACAUUUUUUAUGCUAUGACCUCCUGUAUAUUUAAUUAAAAUAUUUUACUAUCGAAACUGUUGUACUGGUUAUAUUCGUGCACGAGUGUGAAUGGUUUGCUUUCAUUCUUAGUACAGCUUGUAAUAUUCUUUCCUCCUAGCUUCUGGGAAGUCAGCCAGACAACUUGUCUCAUUCUGGCAGAAGGAGGAUUUACACUAGUUUCCAAAAUGACUUUUGUUGCCACCUGUUGGUAGAAAUACAUUAGUCAAACUAAAAUGCUCGGCUCCACAUGUCUACCGGGCUAAAACUGGAUACUAAACAAUUGGAUACAGUAGUUGCAUAAAUCUUUACCAAAAAUGAGAAAGCUUUUAGUCCUAAAAACUAUGAUAACAUCAUGCGCAGGAUAUUAAAAAAAAAGCUAAUUAAAGGACCUGUUUUGUUGAAUUACUCUUCAUUCAUACAUAUACGGUCAAAUGUUUUGAGACACGUCACCAUUCAGUUGGAUUAGAAAGUGUCUAAAAUCUUUUUACCUUUGGUGUACACUGAGUGAUGUUACAUUCUUUGCCUUAAAAUUAAAAUGGUUUAACUAUUGUGAAAAAUAAACCUGUUGAAACAACGUUCUUUUAAGGCUAACACUCCCCCCAUGACCUUAAUACCUGUGUACACAAUAUCUACAUCAGGGGUGCGCAUAUUUUUUUUGCUCCAAGAGCUACUUUUAAUGGAGACAACGUCCUGCAAUUUACUCUAACACUGGAGCUGUAUAACCCAAAAAAGUUGCUCACAUAACAUAAUUACCGAAAAUAUACCUGAAAAACAAAUCCGUCAUAUCGUCCUUAUUUUAGGUAUUAGCUAUUUUUUAUGUCCCAAAAAUGCAUGGAGAAAUCCCUCGCUGCUGCAAGGCUCAACCCUCCCCCACCGGUUGUUGCUCUGUGUCACUGAGUCAGCUGUGCUACACGAUGGCUGGAGGAGGUGAAACUCCUGACCUUUUUUCCUCCAUCCAAGAAAACUGAAUCGUUGGUAUGUGAAUACUUCAGCUACAGAACAGUUAGAUGGCCACGGCUUAGAGGGGAAAGGCCAUCCAACAUGUAAAACAUGUUUGCGGAGGGUGGCUGCCGAGGAGGCAAUACCUCCAAUACGAUUUCGCAUUCAUACAAAAUUAAAGGUUAGUAAACACUCAUGAAAGAUUCCCACAAGCUACGAGAGUUAAUCCUGCGUGUUUAGUGUGUCUAGCUGUGGUUAAAUGUAGAGAUGUGGGUCCGAUCACGUCAUUUUCAAAGUAUCGGAAUCGGCAAAAAAAAAAAAUCGGCCGUGCCUAUUUUUAAUAUAUAUAUAUUUUAAUUAAAUCGUUUUCUAAUUGUAUGUAACGUUACAGGCAUAAUAUGUUACACUCAUCCAGAGUCUUUACUUUAGGCUUAAGGUAGGGUUAUCAAAAAUAUCCCGAUAACGGCGGCAAUUUAUUAAAAAAUGUGUCACGUUAAAAUAUUUAACGCAAUUAAUGUAUGCGCUGCACGACCCUCUCGCUCAUUGUCGCGCUCAAUCUGUAAUGACGCCGUUUUACCUAUAUAGAGAGAUAAAAGGCAGCGCAAAAUGAGUAGAGUGAAUUUUGGCAGCCUUUGGAGCCUUUUUUAAUUGGCUAAAGCCUUGCAAUCCCUCUCCCUAUGAAUAGUAAUAUCAUGGGAAGCAAUGUGGGGAAGCAAGGUGACAAUUGAUUUUUGUCUUAACACCUAAAGUUAUUUCCCAACGCAGAGAAGAUACAUCAAUUGGUAGCACGAUGCACAGUCACGGUUCCACUUGGAAUUGAAUCGGGAGCAAAAAAAAGAAAUAUCGGGAUCGGCAGAUACUCAAACUAAAACGAUCGGGAUCGGAUCGGGAGCAAAAAAAAUAUGAUCGGAACAACCCUAGUUAAAUGUGUUUUUUUUCUCUCUGAAAAACUGUGUGUGUAAUGGAAACAUGAUACGAGUCAUACACACAUGCUUUUUAUCAAAAAUAAUUCAAUCAUUUUUUUCUAAUAGUAAUAAUGUUGAGCUGUGGAUGUGGGUUUAGGCUCACUUAAAUGAUUUUUACAUUUAUUUUAAUUUUAUUUAGAAUUUUUUUAAUUAUUUUUAUUUUAACAUACUUAUGUUCCACUUUGCUAGUGUUUUGAAAAAUAAAAAUUCUGUUCAGUGGGAAAAAAAGUUAAAAGAUAUCUCAAAAUAACACAUUUUAGAGCUGUAAUUGCAAUACCGUGAAACCAUGAUAUUUUUGCUUAAGGUUAUCAUACUGUUAGAAUCUCAUACCAACACAUGCCUAAUUGGAAUGAUGCUAAAGGUCAGACCUCAUCCAAAGCUAACGUCUUGGAUUUUAAGGGCCAGAAUGCAGAAUAGUAAUCAUUAAUACAUGAUUUAAUGAAAUUGAAUAUGUAGUUUCACUUACUUUGAGUUAAUAUUGUGUAGUUGGUGGAUGCAUAGUCAAUGUCAAAUAAAAAGUGAGUGACUUGAGGAAAGUUUUUGGAUGACUACUUUUACUUUUAUUUGAGUAAUAUUUUUUAAAUGACUCUAGUCUUUUUGUCUCUGAUUAGAAUCAGGCAUGUGUCGAUGACCGGUUUCAAGGUAUAACCGUGGUAUGAAAACGUCACGGUUUCAAAACCGCAGAAAUUUGCUGUCAUACACUCCCUAAGAUAUUAGCUAUUUUUUAUGUACCAUAAUGUAGGGAG